Octodon degus (degu) is the source of this 1830-nucleotide messenger RNA. RefSeq names its product ferredoxin reductase (gene Fdxr). Bases 53 to 1558 code for a protein of 501 amino acids. The record is from RefSeq and is a predicted model, not a curated record. Gene Ontology annotation, biological process: ubiquinone biosynthetic process. The transcript has 12 exons. Gene Ontology annotation, cellular component: mitochondrion. Lineage: Eukaryota; Metazoa; Chordata; Mammalia; Rodentia; Octodontidae.
CCGGCCGAAAGCGCGGCAGUCCUGAGUCACCUGUUGGUCGCUGUCCCCAGCCAUGGCUCUGUGCUGCUGGCGCUGGGUGCGCUUGCCGGCGUGGCCUCGAACCCGGCCGGCUCCCGCUAGGAGCACUCUGGGUAGGAGAAGGCGCUUCGGACUGGCCCCAGCCUUGUACCAGCAGUUCUCCACUCAGACAACCCCCCAGAUCUGUGUGGUGGGCAGUGGCCCAGCUGGCUUCUACACAGCCCAGCACUUGCUAAAGCACCACACCCGAGCCCAAGUGGAUAUCUACGAGAAGCAGCUCGUGCCUUUCGGCCUGGUGCGCUUUGGGGUGGCGCCCGACCAUCCUGAGGUGAAGAAUGUCAUCAACACAUUUACCCAGACAGCCCACUCUGAGCGCUGUGCCUUCCGGGGCAAUGUGGCAGUGGGCAGGGAUGUGACGGUGCCAGAGCUGCGGGAGGCCUACCACGCUGUGGUGCUGAGCUAUGGGGCGGAGGACCACCGGGCCCUGGGGAUCCCUGGCGAGGAGCUCCCUGGCGUGUGCUCUGCCCGGGCCUUUGUGGGCUGGUACAACGGGCUUCCUGAGAACCAAGAGCUGGCACCGGACCUGAGCUGUGACACUGCUGUGAUUCUGGGGCAGGGGAAUGUGGCUCUGGAUGUGGCCCGGAUCCUGCUGACCCCCCCUGAGCACCUGGAGAAAACAGACAUCACGGAGGCUGCGUUAGGGGUCCUGAGACAGAGUCAGGUGAAGACAGUGUGGAUCGUGGGCAGGCGCGGGCCCCUACAAGCAGCCUUCACCAUUAAGGAGCUUCGGGAGAUGAUCCAGUUACCAGGAACCCGGCCCAUUUUGGAUCCUGCAGAUUUUUUGGGCCUCCAGGACAAGAUCAAGGAGGUUCCCCGUCCAAGGAGGCGGCUGACAGAACUGUUGCUUCGCACAGCCACGGAGAAACCAGGGGUGGAGGAGGUUGCUCGCCGGGCCUCGGCCUCCCGUGCCUGGGGGCUCCGCUUUUUCCGAAGCCCCCAGCAGGUGCUGUCCUCUCCAGAUGGGCAGCGGGUAGCAGGCAUCCGCCUGGCAGUUACCAGACUAGAGGGUGUCGGUGAGGCCACCCAUGCAGUGCCCACAGGAGAGACGGAGGACCUCCCUUGUGGGCUGGUGCUGAGCAGUGUUGGGUAUAAGAGCCGGCCCAUCGACCCUAGUGUGCCCUUUGACCCCAAACUUGGGGUCAUCCCCAAUACGGAGGGCCGGGUUGUGGAUGUGCCAGGCCUCUACUGCAGUGGCUGGGUGAAGACGGGACCCACAGGUGUCAUUGCUACCACCAUGACCGACAGCUUCCUCACCAGCCAGGCACUGCUGCAGGAUCUGAAGGCUGGGCUGCUGCCCCCUGGCCCCAGGCCUGGCUACACAGCCAUCCAGGCCCUGCUCAGCAGCAGAGGAGUCCGGCCCAUCUCUUUCUCAGACUGGGAGAAGCUGGAUGCUGCAGAAGUGUCUCGGGGUCAGGGCUCUGGAAAGCCUCGGGAGAAGCUGGUGGAUUCUCAGGAGAUGUGGCGAUUGCUUGGGCACUGAGCCUGGAUCUUAGUCUUCAGGGGAAGGGUCCUGAGUCUGUCUGGGCUGGACUCAGCUCCUUUACGAUGUGCCUGCCACUCUUCAUGGUUCCUCUCUGCACUGCCUUCCACCAGAUGGUCAUCCUGGCUAGUGUGGUUUGGCCCCAGGAGGUGAUCUUAACUUAGGGAGGGGUGGAGGCACAGGUUGGCCCUACCCUUUUCAGCUCUCUCCUGCUGGACUUCGCAGGGCUAGGAGGUCGGAAAUAUGUUGGAAAUAAAACAGCUGAAACCAAG